ACUUUAAAUAAUCAUAAAUACAAAAAAACUUUAAAUUAAUUGUUGUGUACGUGAAGAGAACAACAAAUUAAAAAUGCUGCCUGCAACAAUAUUCCGUCAGGUUCAACGGAACCGAAGUGGCAUAUGCAAAGGAUUAACGGAGUUUGUCAUUGGUACCAGUUCUUCACCAACAGCCAGCGGUAUAAACUGCCUUAAUCGAUAUGUACCUGCAACGGGUUUCUUGGGCAUUUCCUUUUUAGACAUAAGUCAAUAUCAAAGUUGGAAUGUUGCAACAUUACGUCUGUAUGCCGAUGCCAAGAAGCAUUCAAUACAUAUGCGUACACUGCAAGGAAAAGAACUGCUGCAUGAUGUGAUUGAAAAGAAACGGGAAAGCUUCAUCGAGCGUAAAAAUUUUAUUGUCGAGGACAUACGGGUAGCGCGUACCAAAGUUCAAGAACGUGUACGUGAAAAAAUGGAAGAAGUCAUAGAACGUGAGAAUAUAUUGACAAUACCAAACAUGUUAACGAUGGGGCGAGCUUUUCUAUCACCAUAUAUUGGUUAUGUCAUUGUACAAGGUGACUUUAGCUUAGCAAUGAGUUUACUUGCCGUAGCAGGAAUAACUGAUUUACUUGAUGGACAAAUAGCGCGGCGUUGGCCAAAACAGUCCAGUAAGGCUGGCUCAUUUUUGGAUCCUAUGGCUGAUAAAUUAUUGAUAGGCUCAUUGGUUAUAUCGAUGGGAUAUUGCGAUCUGAUCCCCAUUUGGCUUGCAGGUACCAUCCUAUUUCGUGAUGUUUUCCUGUUAGCUGCUGGAUUUGUAAUACGCUACAUAAGCCUGCCACCUCCAAAAACCCUUUCUAGGUACUUUGAUGCAACACAUGUAACAGCUCAACUAGAGCCAACGUUUAUCAGUAAAGUGAACACUGUUGUUCAGUUGGGAACUAUUGGCAUAAGUUUGGGUGCACCGAUAUGGAACUAUAUAGAUCAUGUAGCAGUGCAUAGUCUUUGGUACUUGACAGGUGCGACAACGGUUGCUGCCGCUUUGAGCUACAUUUUAAAUAAAAACACAUUUAGAAUUAUAAAAAGACCAACAAAGAAUACAUAAAAUUCUUAGUCUUUUUAAAAUUAAAUAUGUUUGUGUUU
Teleopsis dalmanni is the source of this 1119-nucleotide messenger RNA. RefSeq names its product probable cardiolipin synthase (CMP-forming). Gene Ontology annotation, cellular component: membrane; mitochondrion. The coding region runs from base 74 to 1081 and encodes 335 amino acids. The transcript is spliced from 4 exons. Gene Ontology annotation, molecular function: cardiolipin synthase activity. Gene Ontology annotation, biological process: cardiolipin biosynthetic process. The record is from RefSeq and is a predicted model, not a curated record. Lineage: Eukaryota; Metazoa; Arthropoda; Insecta; Diptera; Diopsidae.